Sphaeroforma arctica JP610 is the source of this 1266-nucleotide messenger RNA. RefSeq lists its product as hypothetical. The record is from RefSeq and is a predicted model, not a curated record. Lineage: Eukaryota; Ichthyosporea; Ichthyophonida. The annotation marks the transcript as partial. The transcript has a single exon.
CCGCACCUUGCAAGCCCAAAUCAGCACGAGUCAAAGAUCACAGCGCGACCCCGACCAUCGCUACGGCAGAAUGAAAGUGUUUCGCAACAGCAAAAACAACCACAACCACAAACGCAAACACAAACACAAACAGUUCAGGUACGCGGACGUCGGAGAAAUACAAGCGAUCCCGAGCAAGCGCAGUUACCGCCACGCCGACUUCGAUCGAUUGUGGGCACCAACAGCCACGGGGAGAUGGAAAAGGGCCCAGCCUAUGCCAGGCACAACCUCAAAUGCAGCGUAGACCCAGAUGUCCACGAGACGACACAUGACACCACACUUUACGCGCGCAGGCACGCUAGUGAUCUCCUGCGCAGGCCGCAAAGAACACCCGACAUCUCUUCGCGCGCGACUGAUACGCCUUCUGCACCUCCCGUUGUGGCGCACACGCCGCCGCACAUUGGCGCGGCGCAGGUGCGCAGGCGAUCUGUGAGCGCCACGCGCCCGCACCAUGCAGCGCCACGCUCGCCUGUGCCCACACACCGCACAGGUACGCACAGCCUAGCCCAGUCCCCAAUCACAGCCAUUGCGGUCAACACCAUCACCACGCACGCCAUCGCCACGCGCUCAAAAAGCGUCAAAGCCUUAUCGUCGCGGCCGCGCGUCAACUCUGGAACGGGCGAGAAAGGCCACAACACGCCCGACAGCACGUCACAACAAACCAAACGACCCCCAAUGCGCAAGACGUACUCAGUGCAGAUCCCCACACAGCCGGCAGCGUCCUCGCGCCCGCGGGCAGAGAGCUUCCUGGGUACGCCACAGACACACUCACAGAUACACUCACAGACAACCAGCCCCACUGCGCCGAUGCGCGUGUAUGUGAUCAGUCCCAAUACCGUGCGCAAGAAGAAGUCCACUCCUCGCACAUCCAAACGCCCAGACCAACCCCAGUCACACGCACAGCCACAGUCACAGUCACAGUCAGGAAGCGUGCGCGACGUUCCAAAGGACGCGCCACGAGCGCAUGUCACACAGCCAGUGCGGCACUCGCGCGAAACAACGCCGCGCCUCGGUGCGCUGAGCCGCGCACAGCACCAGGCGGAGACGCUGAUUACAUCGCACGUGGUGCAGCAGCAUGCGCAGCGCAUGCGCAAUGAGUAUGUUGUGGGGCAGACUCCAAACACACAGGAGGUCUACACACAGCCAAUCAAAGACACGUGGAAACCCGACAUGCGGGGCAGGAGUACGCGCAACAGCGAAGUGCAGGUGAAUGGCAAAGCACGCUGA